AUGUUGAUGUUUGCUUGGAAUAACUUCAACAACCGAGUUCUGUUACCGAGAUGUAGGACACCUGAGAAGGACUUCAGCCACGUCCAGAAAUGGCGUUCGUCGAGAGCACGAUGGGCUUGUUCAUUUGAUGAGAAAGCCAUUGCUAGGGCAUACAUACAUGAGCACGUUAACUUACCUCGGAACGUACAGUGCCUAAUGCCUAAUGGUCAGGGCCCUGCUGACGCCGAUCUGGUCCUUAACAUCGCCCCUAUGCUAGCUGACCUGUCGGAAAUGCGAUUUCUCGGAAAACUAGCUGGACUGGCUGGAGAACUUUUUAAGGUUUUGAGCAGAAUCCGUUGCGUGGGACUGUUUUCGCAAUUGUGA
Haemonchus placei is the source of this 363-nucleotide messenger RNA. The record is from the annotation of a GenBank genome assembly. Lineage: Eukaryota; Metazoa; Nematoda; Chromadorea; Rhabditida; Trichostrongylidae.